AUGCUUCAGGCACGCCAGCUAGGAAAGGAGCUCUACGUUGGAGUUCAUUCUGAUGAAGACAUUCUUCACAAUAAAGGCCCGGUGGUUAUGACUUUGGACGAAAGACUUACUGCUGUCGAGGCAUGUAAGUGGUCUACAAAAGCUAUUCCUCAUGCGCCCUACGUGACGGACCCUGAUUUUAUGGAGAAGUACGGCUGCAAGUAUGUUGUACAUGGUGAUGAUAUUACUACUGACGCUAAUGGCGAGGACUGUUACAAGGGCGUGAAGGACUUGGGACUCUUUGUGGUGGUGAAGAGAACUCCAAAUAUCUCCACGACUGAUUUGGUUGGUCGUAUGUUGUUGAUGAGCAAGGCUCACCAUUUCAAGCCAAUUACUUCGCUUCUGACCGCUUUGGAGCACCCUCUCUUUUCCAAUGACGACUCGUUGAAGAGAUUCGGAAUGUAUGCCUCUGACGCUACAGGAAAUAAGAAGGGCUCGGCUGUCUUCGUUAACGUCGAGAAUGAGGACGGUAUCAAGACCGUCGUUGAACCCUCGGACGAAGUCAAGACAAGACUUGAGAAUGGGUACGUGUACGUCGACGGUGCGUUCGACCUCUUCCACCCAGGCCACAUUGAAGCAUUACGUCUUGUAAGAGAACAGGCUCAGGGCAAGGCUGUGGUUGUUGGUAUCUACGAUGACAAGACAAUCAACUCUCACAAGGGUAUGAACUACCCAGUCAUGAACCUUUUCGAGAGAUCGCUCUGCGUCUUGCAAUGCCGCUACGUUGACGCCUUGGUGAUUGGCGCUCCAUGGAAGGCUACGAAGACAUUCUUGGGUAAGCUUCCAGGCAAAGCUGAAGCUGUUUUCCAUGGUCCCGCUCCAUUUGAAGAAGGUGCAUACAAUGAUGUUGCCCCACUAGUCAAGGAGCUCGGGCCACACAAGUUCGAUAACAUUAACACAGCUUUCAUUGUCAACCGUGUGUUGAACAACAAGAAGGCUUACGAGGAGAGACAGCGUAGAAAGGGAUGGAAGGCUGAAGUCGAGAGAAAGUUGCGUGCUGAUGAGCUAGAAGGUAAAUAA
Messenger RNA from Candidozyma haemuli, 1059 nucleotides. RefSeq names its product ethanolamine-phosphate cytidylyltransferase (gene MUQ1). Bases 1 to 1059 code for a protein of 352 amino acids. The transcript has a single exon. Gene Ontology annotation, molecular function: ethanolamine-phosphate cytidylyltransferase activity. NCBI's taxonomy places the organism in Eukaryota, Fungi, Ascomycota, Pichiomycetes, Serinales, Metschnikowiaceae. Gene Ontology annotation, cellular component: cytoplasm. Gene Ontology annotation, biological process: phosphatidylethanolamine biosynthetic process. The record is from RefSeq and is a predicted model, not a curated record.